This is a messenger RNA of Rubroshorea leprosula, 1751 nucleotides long. NCBI's taxonomy places the organism in Eukaryota, Viridiplantae, Streptophyta, Magnoliopsida, Malvales, Dipterocarpaceae. The record is from the annotation of a GenBank genome assembly.
AUGCUAAAUAUGGUAUAUGGUGAUUACCCAACAGGUGAUGAGAGUAGAGUUGCCGGAUAAUAGACCUGAAGAUGAGACCAAAGCCACUUCGACAAAGGAGAUGGAAGAGGUACAGAUUGAUGACAAUGACCCCAGUAAGAAGACACAGAUUGGGACUAAAUUGAACUUGAAAGAAAAAGAAGAGCUUAUAUGCUUUUUGAAGGCAAACAAGGAUGUAUUUGCUUGGACCCCGGUUGAUAUGCCCAGAAUACCCACCUCACUUGCAGUGCACAGAUUAAGCACUAAUCCCUUGAAGAAGCCUGUAGCUCAGAAAAGACACCUAUUUGAAGGAGAGAGGCUAAUGUGCAUUGAUUACACUAAUCUUAAUGAUGCUUGCCCGAAGGACUACCAUCCCUUACCAAGUGUAGAUAAGUUAGUAGAAGCUGCAUCUAGAAAUGAAAGGUUCAGUUUCUUAGAUGCUUACUCAAGGUAUCACCAGGUCCACAUGGUACCCAAGGAUGAGCAUGAGGUUGAACUAGCCAAGUGUGUCUUCAAUGUUGAAUCUGGUAAGUUCCUAGGAUUUAUGGUUUCUAGGAGGGGGAUAGAGGUCAAUCCCAAAAGGAUAAAGGCAAUAAAUGAGAUGAAACCACCGAAGUUAGUCAAGGAAGUGCAACGCCUAACUGGAAAGGUAUACCUCAGUUUACCACCUCUGCUAACCAAGGUUGAAAAGGGUGAGAUUCUUUACCUCUACCUUGGGAUAUUUGACACAACAGAGAAUGCCAACUCAAAGCCAAGUUAUGGACCCUUUACGUCGAUAGGUCAUCUAGCAACAAAGGAUCGACGUAAAAGGUUAGGUGCUGGAGUAGUGUUGACUGGGCCUGAGGGUUUUCAAAGUGAGCACACCUUGAAAUUCAAUUUUGAAGCAACGAAUAACAUAGCUAAGUAUGAGGCGCUGCUCCUCAGACUUUGUUUGGCAGCCAAGUUGAAGGUUAAAUCUUUACAAGUUUACAUUGACUCACAGCUUGUAGUCAAUCAGCUCACCAAAGUCCCAAGAACAGAGAAUGAGCAUGCAGAUUCCUUUUCAAAGUUAGCUUCUAAUAGAUUUGGAGGGAGGUCUGUCUAUGUCGAGGUCCUAGACAAGCGGAGCUUCCAAAGGUUAAAGGUCUACUCGCUUCCUCUCCUCCAUUGUUUGACACCAUAUGAAGUGGAGUUUACCUUAAGAGAAGUCCAUGAAGGUGUGUGUGGCAGUCACUUGGGGGCUCGGACUCUAGCUCACAAGGUAUUCCGACAAAGGUAUGGAAUACCAAACCAAAUCAUUGCUAAUAAUAACCCUCAGUUCAAUUACACUUCUUUCAAGGACUUCUGCUCUAAUUAUGGGAUUAAGUUGGUAUUCACUUCAGUCUAUCAUCUUGAAACAAAUAGAAUGGUCGAGUCUGUUAACAAAAUUAUUUUUGAAAGAAUCAAGCCGAAGUUGGAUCAAUUUAAAGCCAAGUGGGUGGAUGAGCUCAAUAGUGUUCUUUGGGCCUACCAAACCACAAGCCGAACUGCUACAGGCGAAAUGCCUUACCACUUGACUUUUGGAAUCGAGGCAGUUAUCCCUGUCGAAAUUGGUGUCUUGAGCUUGAGAGUUAGCCAUUUCGACCCAGUGCAAAAUGAGCAACUACUCAAGGAAACCUCAAUUUCUUAAACAAAGUCCGCAAGCAAGCUUGAUUUCAGACAUUAGCAUAUAAGUAAAAAGUAGCCAACUUUUACAAUAAACAAGUCCGACCUUG